Messenger RNA from Trypanosoma theileri, 5895 nucleotides. RefSeq names its product putative dispersed gene family protein 1 (DGF-1). Lineage: Eukaryota; Euglenozoa; Kinetoplastea; Trypanosomatida; Trypanosomatidae. The coding region runs from base 1 to 5895 and encodes 1964 amino acids. The transcript has a single exon. The record is from RefSeq and is a predicted model, not a curated record.
AUGAGUGCUACCCUGAUGACGGAGGAACCCACACUCGAACGAGAACAUUUACUAUUACAACAACAACAACAAGAUCAAAAGAAGAGACGUACGGCAUUAGAUCGAGAUCAGGAAUACGAAAGACUUUUAGAAAAUGAUGCUAUUGCGGAAGUACUUAUGCAUAAUAUAAGUUCCCGUGAAGGACGUAUUAUGCAAUUGGAUGCCUUUGUUGCCAUGCAGCGGAAAAUCCCACAGCGAAGUGAAAGUUCUCAUGCCCUUCUGGUCUCUGGCAAUGUACUCACAAUGGCUGUGAUGGCCUCUCAACUCGCCAUGCAUAGAUGGAAGGUCUCGGAGGCCCAAACCCUCACACAGGCAACCGCCAUUCUGCAGGAACAAAUUACAAGAGCCCAGAAGGGUGGAUACGUCGUGGGGCGUAAAGUAGAGGAAACAACAUCGGAAACACGAAAGACAUUUCCAUCGCAUUCCAUCACCACUACAGUAACAACAAAUCUCUCGGCUGCGGAACAACAAUCCCAACAAGAGCGAGAGCAGUUGGCAGAUCAAAAAGGUGGACCUGCAGCAUCCCGUACAUCCGGGGUAACCUCCACGAUAGUUCCAUCAACAACAAAGACAACAGAGUGUGAUCCUCCAAGUCCUUGUUCAUCUGUCUGUAGUGCAGAUCUAGACGGUGCAUUGCAGAAAGCUCCACCAUCUGAUAUGUUAGCACGUCUCGUUAUUGUGGAUACUUUCACACAUGAACCAUUCAGUGAUAUUGUAGAUCACCUUCGCUUCUUUGACCGUGAAUAUGGACUGAAUCUUAUUAUUGUAUUACUCCUUUAUGACAGUUACACCAAUCGUACUUCUGGUAUGUUAGUAUUACCGCAACAUAGUGCCUCCUUAGAGGAAGCAUAUGGGUUUGGAUGUGAUUUGGUGUUGCGUCGCUGCUUUGAUCACAAAGUGGUAAACUUCUGUACAGAAUUAUUUAUGUCCGCCACAGCACGAUGGCGUAAUGAUGUGCGUCGUAAGGCGGCUGUAGGCAAUUACCGUAGUGUACGACACCUAUUGCUUGAGCAGAAUGAUAUGGGUAGUGGUAACCGUAAUUACAACAAUAUAUUAUUAGAUGAUACCUAUGAUGAUAUGGAUACUAGGAGUAAUGCUGAAAAUGGGAGUGCAAACCUUAAUGAGACACUGACACUUCAACAACAACAACAAGGGAGACCAUCCCCCACUCCCUCUUCUUUAUCUUCACGAAUGCAAAGUCGUCGUGGUCGUGCAGAUCAACGUUAUGUCUUUGAUGAAAGUAUUGGAUAUAAAUAUGAAGGUGUUGGGGUUGCACUUUCUCCACGUCUUGCUUGUUUAGCACCUCCAUCCCCAAUGAAUAUGCAUGGUGUACGUAUGACUGCUGGUGGUGAACAGGAACAACAACAACAAUUGGCAUCCCUCUCCGUAGCGAGAGAUACUUUGGCUGGAAUCAUGCGACCUGCACAAACUGUAAAACGUGCUGUGCGUCGUAAAGUUAAUUUCAAUGGAAACUAUACAGGAUCAGAUUAUCGCAAAGGUAUGAUGAAUGAUGAAAACGAUAUGGAGAAUGAAGUCUAUGAAGAUGUACUUGUGGAUGAGGCAGAUGAAGUGCAAUCGGCGGCUAUAGCGGCAUGUCAACGUGAAAUUGCACGAUUGGUAUCGGAACUUGAGCGAAAUGAACGUAUUCUUGCUUUUCUGCGAGAAGAAGUUGCACAAACAAGAGAGGAAACACCAAAUACACAACAACAGCAACAACAACAACAACCAAAUCAACAAGGCCAGCAUAAUCACAGAUUUGGUAGUACACGUGCCUCCUUCUUAUCUCUCUCUGGUAAGUACGAUGAUGGAUUUAAUCAACAUGUCUCACUUAGCAAAGAACAGCAGAUAUUUGUAUUAAAACAACGAUUACUGGAGGCAGCAGAGAAACUCGCAGGGUACGAAUCUGUGCAACGACGACCAUCAUACAGACGCCAACAACAACAAGAUCAAUUAAAUAAUAGAUUUAAUGGAAGUAUUGGAAGACGAGGCCUUUCGGGUUUACUCACUUUACAAGGUUCAUAUGGAUCCAUAGACACAGAUGACUCCACACGACCCACCGAGUUGUUUGAAGCCACUUUUACACAACAACAACAACAAGAUGUGGGAACUCAUGGAGAUAAUAAUUCCGCUGCAGUCGACGGGGAUACGCAGAACGCUAAUUUCGCAGGAGUGGCCGACUCUGUGAUUGCGGGAUUACGAAGUGAGAUUGCCCUUUUAAAACAGCGUUGUUUCCAACAACAAGAUGACAGCCGUGCUUCAUCGAGAAGAAGUAAUUGGGAGUUUGGUCGCCUUUCAGAGAGAAAUUCCCGCCUGGAGGAGCGACUGGCAGACGCGGUGAGUAUGAUUGCAUUGCAGAAACGUCGUAUUGUUCAACUUGAGGAGGUGAUGCGAUUAGAAAAGGGACAGAAGAAAGCGGCGAAGGGCGGCGGUGGGAAGCGAAAGAAGAAAAAGUAUGCACCGAGUGUUGUUGCUAGUGUGGCUAGUACGGCUGCUACGACGGUGGAGAAUAAAAGCAAUGAGAGUAAGAAAAAGAAUAAUAAUAAUAAUAAAGGCAAGAAACAGGGAAUAGCAAGUGGAGAUGGGAUGUCAACAGUCUCUGAGGAAACACAAGGUCCUGCAACUGUAAAUAGUACAAAUACGAGUGGAAGUAAAACCAAGAACAGUAGUAAGACUAAUACUACUACUACUACUACUACUACUACUACUACUACUACUACUAAUACUACUUCAGAAGUAAAGGGAGGUGCGAAUGGGAAGAAAAAAGGAGAUGUGCAGGUGGGUAAACGGUACAGUAAUACUACAGCAGCGACAAGCAAUGAAAACGAAAAGAAGAAUGAAGAAAAUAUGAAGAUUCAAAAAAUGAUCACCACUAAGAGUGCAAAUGCCCUUAUGCAACGAUUGGAUCAAUUAUUUGGAAAGGUACGUGCCGCUGUAGAACGUAGUGAUGAUGUUACUGCAGAAGAAGCCCGUGAAGAGGCUCGUAAAGUAGGUCAAGUGUAUGCAACGCAUGUACGAAAACUGAUGGAUAUUAACAAAUCACUGGGUGUGGAAAAUGAUCCAACUCUAUUUGGUUACACUGAGGAUACCAACAAUAGUAGUAGUAGUAAUAAUAAUAAUAAUAAUAAUAAUAGUAUUAUUAAUAAUAAUACGAUUAUUGGUAACAUUAGCGGCAGUAUUAGUACUAGUGUUGGUAAUAAUAAAUCCAUAGAAAAACUACAAGAAGAACAUAAAGCUACACUUGCUGUUGCUGAGAAAUUUCUUGCAAGCGGUGAAAACUGUGAAUCCUACGCACAGGCGGUAGUUCGUUUAUAUUCAGUAGAAGAAGAGAUGGAACGACAAAUACAGGCGGAGAUCACAACUCAAGCCUCCACAGAGACUGUAGAGAGUGUGUUAUUUCCACAGAGUACUAGUGAAGGGGCGGCAACGGGUAUAGAUAUAACCGAUAGUGAGGCAUCUAUUAAUGAAUCCAAUACAGCAACAUCAAAGGAAUCCUUUCAUCCUCAUGAUCAUCAACGUCAUCCUACUUUAAGUGUUCAACAUCAGAAACAACAACAAGAAGAAGAAAAAGAAGAAGAACAUAAACCUUUAAUAGAUAUUGCUUCUUGUGCAAGUUCAGUACAUGCAACUCCAGCCGUGAUGCUUUGUCGUGCGGCACUACAAGAACUUUAUCCCAUGAAAAAAGAACAUCAGCAAAAGAUUGAAGAAGAACUCAUGGCGUUAAGUAAUACGGGCAUUAAUAAAGCGAAAAAAGUUAGUCAUUAUAAUGAUAAUGAUGAUCAGAACUCAAAUUCUCUUGAUUCACUCUAUCUAAGUCAUCAUCAAACACUUGUGCAACUUCUUAAUACUCUGAGUGAAUUUCAUCCAGUAUUACAACCGAUACUACAGUAUGAGACGAGAGAACUUGAGGAACAAAUUGCAAAGGAAAUGUCUGGUGAAAAGAAGAAAGAAGGAGAAGUGAAUGCUCGAUUUUUAAUGGCUAUUGAUACCUCACUUCUUGCUCGUUUAAUACUACAACUCACCCAAUAUGCAGAGAAAUAUCCCAUGAGUAAACACCGACACGCACGUCGACAUCGACAUUCUCCUGAUGAUGAAUAUAAUGAUACGGAUGAUGAAGAGGAUGAGGAUAGUAGUAGUAGUAGUAGUGGUGGUGAUGGUAAGAGGAAGAAGAAUAGUCAACGGGACACCUCCCUUUCAGACCUUCUUCAUCACCGCAGUGGCAAAUAUAAGAAGAAGCAUAGUUCAUAUAAUGAUAUCCUUUAUGGUGAUGAUGAUGAUGCACUCACAGAUGAGGAAGUUGCGAGACUUCUAAGCAAUGAGACAGUAGAUGUGGGUGAGAUUCCACAACGAAUCCUUGAUCUUCUUAUGGAAGGAGAAGCUGAGAAUAUACCAAAUGAAGAUACCACUGAUUCCCAAGAUCGUGUACGUAAAGCAUUAGCGAAUGUUAGUCAACAGCGACAAUAUCACUUGGAUGAAUUGAUGGCAAACUUACGUCAACGCAAAAGAGAAAUGCUGCAGGCAAGGAGGAGAAAAAUGGCAGAAUCUGAGAGAUUAAGAAUGAAUAAUUGUAGUACUACUAGUAGUAAUAUUAAUAGCACAACCGAUGACGAUAAGGAUUCCUCUGAUGAUGAUAAUGCUAAAGGCGGUGAUUACACUUCACUGCGACGUGUACUUUCCCCUUCUAUUUACCGCUGUACAGUUCCUCCAAACAAACGACACGCCAUUCUACGCCGACGACAUCUACCAGGACAAACCGUAUUCGGUGCAGAUGUACACGGCGAUGUAUCCGCAGAAGUCUCUAAACGAUUGGCUUAUCUCAGGUUGAAUGAAGACCUCCUCGCACUGGCAGAAGAAAACAUGGAUGGAGAUGGACUUCCACCUGUAUUACCACGCGGUCUCAGCCGCGCCCAACUCCAACAACUUCAACAAAUACAACUCCAACGUGGUAAUAGCAUCGCGGACUAUCUAAAUCCAGACGGAUCCCCACGACCACUACCUAUACCAAGAUACGGACCACAACCACCACCAAAGGCACAACCAUCAAAAGAAGAUCAGGACGAAGAAGAUGAUGAAGACGAUGAGGAUGAUAUUGGAAGGCGUGUGUACAUCUCAUCUGAGCCUCCCCCACCUAAGCCUCGAAUGACGGCGAGUGCAGCAGCCGCAGUGGAACGAACGCCAUUUACACCGGAAGAACUCGCCGCUCGUGUCUUGGCGUAUCGACUCGCUGUGGCCCGUGAACGCGGCGGUCACCGUCUCGCGCUGGACCCCACUGUUCACCCCACCUUCGCCAUUCCCGUCGCCGCCGCGACUCUCCCACCGGCCGGCGGGCCCAACGGCUCUCACGACAACACCCACCGCCCCACACCGCCGCGGGGAGGAGUCUCCGCAUACACCACGUGGGUCUACGGCGUGCCCGGCGAUCACAUCUUCCCAAUGCUGCGCGGCGCCCAACCGGCCCACAGCGACGCGGUGCUUUUCUUGCCAGCCCAAACCCAAACAGAGUACGCGGCGGCAGCGGGAGUGGAGAGCACACUGAGACGACGGAGGGGGAGAAGUGGACUGGAGCAGAGUAUGGGGAAUCCCUUUGUGCGGCGUAUGUUGGCUCAUGUGGAUGUGUUCACAUCCCCCGCCGCUUUGGCCGCCCAGCGACUCAACGCCCAACUGCAGAUGUCCAUGGCGAAUUGGGGUCUCGGCGUUGUGGGCCGCUCCAUCAGCCCAGUGAUGCGCAGACCACGACAAUCCCAAUCCCAAACACAACAACCACGACAACCACGACAGUCCCAACAACCACAAUCACAACCACAACAAUCCCAAAAACCACAACAGCCAUCAGAUGUACAACAAGGUAAAUCACAGUGA